Molecule: messenger RNA, 5650 nt
Organism: Sarcophilus harrisii (Tasmanian devil)
Lineage: Eukaryota; Metazoa; Chordata; Mammalia; Dasyuromorphia; Dasyuridae
Gene: RPGRIP1L
Product: RPGRIP1 like
Exons: 27
Coding region: 429-4238 (1269 amino acids)
Biological process (GO): non-motile cilium assembly; retinal rod cell development
Cellular component (GO): photoreceptor connecting cilium
Molecular function (GO): thromboxane A2 receptor binding
Source: RefSeq, a predicted model, not a curated record
UAGGGUCGGCGGAAGAGUAGCGGAAGAUUCUCGCGCUGCAACUUUGGGUGAUGUAGUCCACUUUUCCCAGUAUAACAAGGAAGAGACGCCGAACCGGAACUACAUUUCCCAAGAGGCUGUUGGGAGCACCUGUUUGCCUCAUUUCCUUCGAGGUUUUUCUAACCGUCCAGCGGAAGCGAUGUGGGCGCUAUAGCAACAGUAGCUGGCGGCGUUGGCGCCUCAGAUAUUGCUGGGCCUGGAGCUUGAAUAAAUCCUGGAGAGUCUGAGGUGGUCAGUUGGAAAUCCAGAGCUGAAGCAAGAUGUGGAGCAGUGCAGGACUGAAUUAUAGUGAAACUAGAUGGGAAUGGAUCCUGCCAUAAAAAUCCCUCUAGUUUCAUUAACACCAAAAUUUUUCUCCUAACUGCAUGCCAAAGCAACAACAAUAGAUCAUGUCUGGCCCAGCUGAUGAGACUGCAGGAGACUUGCCUGUGAAAGAUACAGGUCCACGACUCCUUGGAGGAUUGAAAGUUACCUGGAAUGCAAAGUCUCGACAACUUGUAUCGCAUGUCAGUCGUGAGGAACUAGAAGAUCGAUUUUUGCGUUUGCAAGAAGAGAACAUUGUGCUUAAACAGAAUGCCUCCCAACAAGAAGAUAAAAUUAAAAGAAUGGCCACCAAGUUAAUACGACUUGUUAAUGACAAGAAAAGAUGUGAGCGGAUUGGUGGCGGCCCCAAGCGGCUAGGACGGGAUGUGGAACUAGAAGAAAUGAUUGAGCAGCUGCAAGAAAGGGUUCAUGAGCUUGAAAAACAAAAUGAAGCCUUUAGAAACAAACUAAUUUCAGCUAAACAACAACUUCAAUUCCAAGGUCCUAGACACACUCAAUAUAACCACAUUCAAUCUCGUGUUAACACAGGACGGAGAAAAGUGAAUGAGAUAUCUGGCUUUCAGGAAAGCCCAAGGAAAGGUACAAAAUUUCAAGAUAUAGAAAUUACAGGAACUCCACACCCCACAGUUACAGGACUUAAACAACUUCAAGAGGCAAAAGAAGAAAUAAAAGUUUUAGAAACUUUGGUUGAAACACAAAAAGAGCAAAUACUAGAUUUGGAGCACACAACAGAAUUAUUGAAAACUCAGAUGAGAAGAAAAGAAAAUGAGCAUGAGGCAUCUCUUUUACAACUUCGAGAGCAGCAAGCAACAGAUCAAAGAAGGUCAAAUAUUCGGGAAAAUGUGGAACUGAUCAAACUUAAUAAGCAGCUUGUGGAAAAAAGUGAUGCCCUUGCAAUAAUGGAAGGAAAAUAUAUCCAACUUGAAGAGAAUCAAAAACAUCUUAAAGCCAGCCAUGAUGCCUUAUUGGCAAAUGGGGAUGAACUCAAUCUACAACUCAAAGAACAUCGUUUAAAAUGCUUCAGUCUUGAAAAAGAACUACAAUCCAAGAGUUUUGUUGAAAAAAAAUUAGGGGAGCUACAGGUUAGAAUUAAUGAUAUGGAAAGAGAGAAGGAACUUUUAAAGGAAAACUAUGAUAAACUAUAUAACAGUGCCUUCAGUGUGACCCAUGAAGAACAAUGGAAGUUAAAGGAACAACAACUUAAACUGCAGAUUGCUCAGCUGGAAAGUGCUUUAGAGUCUGAUUUAGCAGACAAAAAUGAAAUUCUUGACAAACUAAAAGCUGAAAGAGACCAAACAGAAAAACUUACUCAAGAAAAUAAAGAGCUUCACUUGUGCUAUCUGGAACAUAAGCAACAGCUUGAUGAGCUUAAAAACCGCAUCAAGUUUUUCAGCAAGGAAUGCGAAAUUGAUGUGACUGAAUUCAAUGAAGCCCUCAUGCUUAUAAAGUCUAGAAAAGAGCAGAAAAAUGGACACCUUUCCUUUCUAGAGAAAAUUGAUGGUGAUAUUAAUAAGGACCUAGAAAAAUCAAUUCAAGAACUUCAGGCAACACAUGCAGAAACCGUGCAAGAACUGGAAAAGACAAGAAAUAUGCUAAUCAUGCAGCAUAAAAUUAAUAAAGAUUAUCAGAUGGAAGUUGAAGCAGUAACCCAGAAGUUGGAAAAUUUUCAACAAGAUUAUGACCUAAAAAUAAAACAGUAUGUUCAUCUCCUUGAUGUUAGGGCUGCACGCAUCCGGAAGUUAGAAGCCCAAUUAAAGGAUAUUGCCUAUGGCACCAAGCAGUACAUAUUUAAGCCAGAAAUCAUGCCAGAUGAUCCUGUAGAUGAAUUUAAUGAAGCUGUCCAUUUAGAACGAGGAGAGAACCUAUUUGAAAUCCAUAUCAGCAAAGUGACCCUUUCAUCUGAAGCUAUCCAGGCAUCAGGAGAUCAAGAACCUUCCACUUUCUGUACAUAUGCUUUUUAUGAUUUUGAACUACAAACAACUCCUGUUGUGUCUGGUCUCCAUCCAGUGUAUAAUUUCACAUCCCAGUAUAUAGUCCAUGUUAAUGACUUCUUUUUGCAGUACAUACAGAAAAAUGGUAUCACUCUUGAGGUCCAUCGGGCAUAUAGUACUAAUUAUGAAACAGUUGCUGCUUGCCAAUUGAGAUUCCAUGAGAUUCUAGAAAAGAAUGGUCGGAUUUUUGGUGCUGCAAAUUUGAUUGGAAUUAAAGGAGACAUUCCACAUUAUGGUACAAUAGAAUAUUGGGUCCGAUUGAGAGUUCCUAUGGAUCAAGCAAUUAGGCUAUAUAGAGAACGGGCAAAAGCUUUAGGCUAUAUAACAUCCAAUUUUAAGAAACCUGAGCAAAUGCAUCAGCAGAUACCCAAAACUGCUCAUCUUGGCCUUACUUCAGAUGACAACUUAAAUGAACUCCAUAUCACAAUAAAAUGCUGUAGCAACUUAAAGUCUGAAGCAACCAAAAGUCACAUGCAGCCAAAUCCAUAUGUUGUAUACAAGUUCUUUGAUUUUGCAGACCAUGAUACAGCUAUCAUUCCAAACAGCAAUGAUCCCCAAUUUGAUGAUCACAUGUGCUUCCCGGUGCCAAUGAACAAGAACUUGGAUAGAUACCUCAAGUCAGAGUGUCUGAGUUUCUAUGUAUUUGAUGAUAGUGACACCCAGGAGAAUACUUACAUAGGAAAAGUCGAUGUACCACUAAUUUCUUUAGCACAUGACAGAUAUAUUUCAGGAAUAUUCGAGUUAACAGAUCAUAAGAAACAUCAUACAGGAACCAUUGAAGUUGUACUGAAAUGGAAAUUCACUUACCUUCCUCCAACUGCAUCAGCAGUAUCUGAGGACCUAAUGAAUGUUAUUAAAAAAGAAGAAUCAGAACCUGAUAAAAGGUUGCACAAAGCAUCCACUGUUACUACACCAGUUGUAGUUCCAAUACCUAAACCAAGAAAGCGUACUCUCCCAACAGACAAGAAAGUGUCUUUUAUGGAUAUCACUGCACACCAGGAUUCUAUGACUGCCCCAGAUGAAGAUGUUCAAAAAGCUUCAUCAGAAAUGAAGAUUAAAAAAGAAUUAAAAGUUAACGCUCCAUCUAGUCCAGAUAUACAAGUGGCCUUGCCAAGAAGGACAGUAGAGAAAGUAAAUGAGAAUGCUCAAAAAAUGCAGCAAGGAAAAGAUGAGGAUUUAUCUCACCUAUCUGUGGGUCAACUUGCUGACCAAAAUUCAACUACUUCUGAAGAUAUCACAGAAAUCAGUGAGGAGUUAGAAAGAGAAGAAGGUCAAGAAGAAAAACUAGAUUCUGAUGCUAUUGAUUCGAUAAUAACUGACAGUGAUGACUGUAUUGUUCCAAGUCCCAUGUCCAAGAAUGUUAAACAGUCAUCAGAAAAAAUUCGGAUUGAGAUUAUAGCUCUAAGCCUCAAUGAUUGCCGAGUAGCCAGGGAUGACACUAUACAACGUCUAUUUGUUGAGUGCCGUUUCUACAAUUUUCCUGCAGAAGAGACACCAGUGUCACUCCCAAAGCCCAAAAGUGGACAGUGGGUCUAUUAUAAUUACAGCAAUGUAUUAUAUGUGGAUAAAGAAACCAACCAAGCAAGAAGAGAAUCUCUAAAGACUAUAUUGCAAAAACCAGAGAUGCCUAAUGGAAGUAUCCGAUUCACUGUGGUAAGUGAUCCUCCAGAGGAUGAACAGGAUCUUGAGUGUGAAGAUAUUGGCAUUUCCCAUGUCAGUCUCAUUGAAAUAUUUCAGAAAGAAAAAGACAUCAUUGAGCAAAAUAUUGAUGUAUUUGAUGCACAAGUGGAUGAUGAAGUAAUUGGCAAGCUUAGAAUAACAGUGGAGGCCUUGCAUGCCCUGACCUCUGUCUAUGAGGAAUACAAAGAUGAAUUGAAGACAUAGAAAAUGUUCCUAAGGCAUCGCUUUCUCCUGAGUAAAUGUUCCCAUCAAUAGCUGUUAGAUGAGACUUUUGUAAUUACUACAGUAUAUUUAAUGUAUAAUUUAUGCACAGCAGAGCCUGAGUUUGAAGUUAUAAAGUUUUGUAUACUUUUUGAUUUGUUUAUUUUUCGAUUCCCUCCAUCCCACAACUGCUGUCCCCCAGGGUCUCAGCCCUCCACAGGGGCCAGCAACCUUUUCAAUAAUUCAUACCUACACGAUGGCAUGAGGAACACUCAUUUGCAUUUUCUGCAUUUUUCCUAUGAAGAGCAAGAAGGCAAAUCAGUUUUUUAUUUUUAAUAAGCAAGAAGCAUGUCUUCGAAAACUUAUGAAAAAAUACUUUUAUGUUAUCCCUAAUCACCCAACUAAAUGGAAUGCUGUGAUUAGCCUCAUUAAGAGUUUUUUACUGUGAAGAUUUUAUUAGAAGCAAUAUAUGAAAAUUACUUGGAUUAAUGUGUUAAUCUUCCUCUUUAAAAUGCUAAUAUCCAUUUUAUGCACAUUAAAGCUCAGUAUGCAUUUCUUUGAUGCAUGCAGUUUCUAUCAAUUAAAUAUAAAGAAUGAGACUAGCCACAAGACUUAUUAAAUUACUUCAAGCUUGGGGGGUUUUUUUGGUCUUUUUUAAAAAUAACUUCACUCCUUCAGCUAACAUUAUUAUCAGAUAUUUGUGAUGGUAGUAUAGAAAGAGGGACAUUUGUGAAUACAUAAAGAUAUAAGUCUAAGAAAUUUACAUCUUGAAAACUGGGGAUUCUUUAUCGAAAGAAAGUAUUGAAAGCAUGGCUCAGGUUUCAAUAUGUUUAGUUAGAAUUGAAAAGACAGGAAAGUAUCUUUUUAUCAAUUUUUAAAUUUACAUCAAGCAUAUACAAUGCUUAGUUGUAUCUGGAUAACUAGACCUAGAAAAGCAGCUCAGAAAGUUAAUUUUCUACCUUUUAACCAAUCUCAAUGAAGGAUUUAAUUGAUAUUUUUAAUGGAGCUGUGAAUCAAUGCUGCAAAAGAAUUGUCUCUAGAGGUCUAGGAUAUAAUGCAUUUCAUUUUUUAAUUUACUCUUUUAUUUGUCAUUUUCUUCAAAGGAUUUUAUAGGCUGUGGGUUUUCACUGUUUGCAAACAGGCUAUGUUCCUUCUUAAGCAUAUGUAAAGUAUUCAGAGAGAUAAGUAAUUUAUUAAAAUCUACCUAAUUUGCCGUGAUAUAUUAAAUCUCUGCUUCAGUGAUCACAGACCAUUUCAUUUAGAGAAUUAGGCAUUCCCUCUUUGUGUGAUUAAAGCUCUGGAAAAUGAGUUCUUUGCUCCUAUUUGUGAACAUUCAAAGCCUGCUAAUGGCAAGAAGAUGGAAUAGAUUAUGAGACAAUUCAUUACAGUUCAACAGCAAAAAAAAAAAAAAAAAA